AUGGAAGGGUCUGGAAAAGCUUUUGUGGUUUCAGAAGAUCAGAAACUUGACUGGGCAGAUUUGUUCUUCAUUAUAGUGCAACCUGUUCAAUUACGAAAGCCUCACUUGCUCCCCAAGCUACCUCUUCCCAUUAGAGAUACGUUAGAGAUAUAUUCCGCUCAAGUGAAUAGUGUAGCUAAGGUUAUAAUAUCGAAAAUGGCGAAAGCCGUGCAGACCAAACCAGAGGAAUUAAAAGAAAUAUUUGGUGAUGGUAUGAUGCAGAGUAUAAGGAUGAAUUACUAUCCACCUUGUCCACAACCGCGUUAA
Messenger RNA from Arabis nemorensis, 306 nucleotides. The record is from the annotation of a GenBank genome assembly. Lineage: Eukaryota; Viridiplantae; Streptophyta; Magnoliopsida; Brassicales; Brassicaceae.